UAUGUGUAUGUAUAUAUAUGUAUAUAAAAAGAUCAACUGUGGACCAAGGUAUAUUUGUCAUUUUCAGUCUGAGAUGGCCAGCUCUGAUGACAGUGGUGUCUUGUUUCAUGUGGGUAAGUGAUGCUGAGCACUGUUCUUCUUCAUUACAGUCCAGAAUGGAGCCAACAGAGCAGCCGGGUCCAGACUCUCAGGAGGUCAACCCUGUGUUCCUGCAGCAGCUCCGGGAACUGGACAUCCCAGAGGAGGCCGCCAAACAGGCACUUCUACACACACGGAACGUGUCUGCCGAGGAGGCGGCAAUGUACUACUUCAACAAGCUGGAGAAUGAGGAGGAGGGAGACGAUGACCUCGUGUUCAAGAUGGUGUUUGUGGUGAACAUGGACCUCGCCAUGGGUGUUGGAAAGGUGGCGGCCCAGGUGGGCCACGCUGCUGUGGGUCUGUACCAGGCUCUACAGGAGAAGAACAGCUGGAGGGAGAUGGCCUGGAAGUGGGACCACAGUGGAGCCAAGAAGGUGGUGGUCCAGGGCACCAAUGUGGCUCAUCUACUGGAGCUGCAGGCCCUGGCCAUGAGCCUCAGCCUGCCCACCUACCUGGUGCAGCAUGCAGGGAUGACCCAGGUGGAGGCCGGGUCCCGCACUGUGUUGGCCAUCAUGGGCGAGGAGGAGAUGGUGAACAACAUCACUGGGAGUCUGAAGCUGCUCUGAGGGGCUCAACCCCACUGGGGGGGAAGGCAUUGCUCUGCAGUGCCACCGUGCAUCCAGCAGAGGGCAGCGUUUCCCAGCGGCAGGCAGAGUCUUGGCACGCAAGCUUGUAACAACCUUUAAAAAAAAAAAAAAAAAGACCUAAAGAACAAGGGAAAACGAGACAUGUCCCAACACCAGAAAACACACACCCUCAGCCAUUUGUUUCCCUUUCAUUCUUUGUCUGAGCCGCUUAGUCGGCCGUUAAGAGCAGGAGGGGAGACCAGUGGUUCACAGGGGAACGGGGCAAAGGCAGUGGCUUUAUUUUUUCUGGUGACCUUUUUCAAUCAGGCCACCUACUUAGAGGAGAGUCUUAAGAUUAGAAUCCUAAUCAAGCUUCAAACACAUCUAGUCUGUGGUCCAGUUUCAGAUAUGGCAAAGUAAAAUCAUGUAUUUUUGGUGGCUGACCAAUAUUGUAAUCAUGCUUAUUCAAGGGGCAGUGUACUGUAGAAUAAUGCAUCAUGUCAUUAUAAUUAGCAUAGCAGAUGUAGUAUUUACCCAUUUGAUUCACUACUCCUGAGUGAAGAGUAACUUAUUAACUCAUAAUGCGUGAACACUCAUUUUUAAUGUUUAAAUGAUUUUGUGUCUAACUAUUCUCCCAAAGAUCCCUCUCCUAUAGAAUCAAUGACAUUACUCAUUAUUGAUCAAUGGCUACAUUUUGAAUACAUUAUGCCAUAUAAUGUAUAAUCUGUGUUGUGCCAUCCUAAACAGUAUGCACAGUUACUGGACUUUGUUAUAUUGUUUUUCUUUUCUUUGUGUAAAAAGAAGAAAAUCCUCCAUUUCUUUGACUUAUUGGUAGAGUUUGACGGUGGGCGAGAAGUUGUGUGGAUCCAAAAUGUCAUGUAGUAAAGCUGUGUGCGGGCCCAACUUUAUGCACUCUGACUGCCUGUGGUGGAUAGUUUACACUUUUAAAGUUGGUCAAUUUACAGCUCGACAGAUACUUGUGUGUGUGUGUAUAGCAAUUCUUCUGGACCUGGUGAAUAGUGGUGCGCACUAAUAAUCUUAAUACACACAGAAGGAUGUGUGAGCUGUUGUGUCUAUGUUCUCACUACAAAUAUUUGUGGGCAUGAGCUGCCUCUCCCAGAAGUCUUAGCUUAUUGUCAAAGAUUUUAUUUGUAACAAAAAUCUUUAGAAAAAAAAAAGACUGGCAGUGGCAUGCACGCAAUAUGAAAUGUACAUUUUAACAGUCGGAAUCCCAAAGUUAUGUCAAUUUUAGUAACAUGUCCUCACUUUGAUACCUCCUAUGUUAUACAGUCAUUUAUGUGAGUGUUUCAGACUAUGGAGACAAUUAAAAAUGCCUCCAGAUUAAAUAACGAGCAUCUUGAAUCGUGUUUUUACCCCCCACACACACGCCCCACACUCACACACGAGAGAGAUUUGCUGGCAGUGGACGCAUUGUGGGGGAUGGGUUGAACGCAGCCAUAUUGCAGUGCGUGGUUAUAGCACUGGCCAUAUGACAUCGUUUUUUCACCGCAAUAACAAUGGCAGUAUAGUGAAUUAUGGCCGCUUCCUGCCAUGGGAGUCCGGCUGAGGGACGUGUAAACUGUCCUUCACGUAUCACUCUCAUGACGGUCCGUGGGAAGUGAUUUAACGGAAAACAACCCGAGAAGUUGCCACAAAAACGGACGUGAAAGUGGCGAUUUAUAAGUGAAAUUAUAAGUACCGUCAAACAUGAAGUCAAUGCACUUAUAUGUGACCCUUUCGGCUGCUAUGGGGCGUAACGUUAGCGGUUAUAUAAUUAAUCGACUAAGAAAUGCAUUCUGCCUCGAUUGUGUCGAGCCGUAUCACCGAGUUCACCUUGUAUGUAUCCAUACGCAAAUGCAACAGUCAGUGUGUUUCCUAGUAAUUACUUAUGAAGCUCGGAGUCUUCAUCAAUUGUUUUCUGGAAGCCGCACAUCUGCAACAAUUGCAUUACACUGCUGUCUAAUUCCGUGGCUUGUAAGACCUGUGCAACAAAUGACGUUGGCAUUUAUCACCGCAGCCAAUCAGUCGCCCCCCACAAGUCUCAUGACAGGACAAGAAGCCAAUGGCGUCACUGCGACUAUAUGUUUAUAAACAGAAGUCAAAAUGAUAUACUUGUAUAUUUUUAAAAAUGUUUGUAAAUCCAGUGUGCGGUGGCUAAACCACUGACUUUAAAAUAUUUAACAGGAAACGAGGGCUGCGUGUCAAUUCUCUUCAUCUAACUUCAUCACAGCAAAGGCUGCACUCAAUUCUUUUCGCCCGUUCUUUAAAUACAACUUCCAGUAAUAGUUUUUAUUGAGUAGCUGCUGAUUAGAGGUACUUUCGUUGUGUCGGUCACAUUUUCAGUGUCUGCAAAGUGUGGGAAUAGAAGUAGGAGGGACCAGAAAUAAGUAGAUGCGCCCAGGAGCCCUGGUCAAUUUCCCUGUCCAACCUGGUCCAAUCCCACACCAGUUGCUAGCAGAGUAACACCUCAUACUCCAUUCAUCUGAUACACCGGUAGGUGGGGCUGACCCAGCGGGCUAACCCUGCCUCUGGUGUCCCUGGAACUGGGCCCCAGAGACCCCAUGCAGCUAACGCUUGCUCCUAUCUAUGAAAGCUCCUUCGACGUUAAAUAGAUGAAUAUAACGCUCGAAUAAAAAAACAUUAAUCCCACUAACGAAUUCAAAUGAAUUCCAUGGCAUUCGAAUUUAAUAACGAGCAUUUCCCGGAACCUUUGAAGGUACAGAUCCUUUGUUGGGUGUGAAAUUGUCCCCCGAAUCCAGCCACUCUCUCUUUGCUAUACUCCUUGUACGCCAACAGCACACGCAUAUUAUAAUGUGACUGAAACUUCGCACCCCUCCUCUGAGCAGUGCCCGCCCCGUCUGACGUAGUUGACGGAGAAAAAAAAAUCGAUGCUGUAAUUUAGCUCAGACUUGCAUCUAUCGCGCGUGUGUAAUAUGACUGACACAUUGCUGACGAAUCAUUGGCGAGAGGCGGGACAUCGCAGCAAGGGCCGCCCAAGGAGAGAGCCCCUGCUCUGUCGCCAGGAAAACCCCGUGGCGUGGUUGUGUGUCAGUUUCGCUGGGACCCGCGGUCGAUGCCGGUGAGGAGGGGGAUGGGCGCCUCUGCGAAUGUAAGGACCCGAGACAGAAUCAGAGCCCUGUAUCACAUACAGCAGCAUAUACCCCAUUAUAAAUAGCGAUAGUAUAUAUAAUACACUAAAAUACAUGGAUUUAUCCACCGGGGAUCUAUAAUAGACACUCAAUGGAUGCAGUGCACCUGAACAGGACAGGGAAUUUAACUUUCCGUCUAUGCGUGGGAGACACUGAGAAGUUUGUUUCCUACCCCUGCAGAGGGAGCUACUUUUAAGGGCAAAGGAUACAGGAGACUCCGAGGCCGACCUACAGGCCUACUGGUCUGUUUGGAUUUGAUGUUGGGAUACUCUAAGGACCCACUAUACAUGCGUUUGCCUUGCUUGUUCAAGUUUGGAAUGCCUCUUUAGGUGAGUACUUUUACUUCGUGUUCAUUGUUAAUAUCACCCUCUAUAGAUGGAGGCAGUAACUCAAAUGUUAACAUAAGUAAUGUUAUUACAGACACAUAGUGCUCCAUGUUUUCAGUCAACCAAACAUAGCUAUGAAGCUAACGUUAACCAACUUGGCUUACUACUUAGCGUCCACUUAAGUUUAUUAGAACAAGUUGGUUGAUCUUUCCACUUUAAAGUGACUUGCUUGGCUAAAAGGCUCCAUGUUGAUGGUCUGCCUUGCAGGGCUGCUCUUAGCUGUGUCUGGACUGAUCUUCCAUGACUUUUUGAUCAGCUCCUUGUGUUGAUUUUUUGGUAGCUAGCUUGUAAAUCUGGGAAUUCAUCACAUUACUAGUUUAUAAAAGCGAACAUUACAACAUUAUUUCAAGCAACCGUGUCCCAAAAGCUCUCAACACCAUUAUCCAAGUUUCCAAGAGUUUGACUCGUGUAACGUUUAGUCCAUUAAGGGUGCCCUCAGUUCAGUUUUUAUCUCAGUUUUCAUACCAGGAAUGAUCCAGUAAUACAUGGCUAUGGCUUUAAAGUACCAAUUAGAUAUAUUGUGUUUUGACCACAGCCCACUAAGCUACAAAUUGAAGUAACGUUUAAUAAAUCCACCUUGGGUUUGUUAAGCAAGUUUCUCUAAUGUGUUUCCGCAGAGGCUUGAUAUUCCCUAACGUUACAAAGUCAAAACAACACCACCAGCACAUUAUAGGGACUUCAUUCGCGUUUGUUGCACAGUUAUUAGGUUGAAUUGAUAGAAUAACGUUGGACCUGCAUACCAGCUCUUGGGCAAGGAAGUUCAGACUCAGACCGCGUAAGGUAAAAUGCAAACUUGUUUUGUUCGAACCAAAACAUGUAUUUGGCUCUGCUCUUUUGACAGCAAUGUAUUGAGUGUUGUUCUGGGACCACAAAACUGUCGAAUUUUGUAAAAGUUAUCCAUGACACAACUUGCAAUUUGAUAAUUAUUUGCGACUCCUGUUAGCCAAGCAACCAGCUGCUGUGUUGGUGAACGUUAGCAGACGAGCCAUAGGCAACAAAUGCUAUACUAGCCUUUAAGCUAACUUUCUGGAUGUUUUCCAGUUGAUUGUGUCCUUAUUGUGAACCAGUGCUUUGGCACACACUCGGUGGACCUUCAGCGUUACCUCUGCAUGUAACGACGUAUUUAUAAGAUAUUGCAGUAGGUUUCUGGACUAAUAUGUUUAGUUUUAUGAAAAAUAUGGUUUGUAUCAUGGUGGUGUUUGGCUACAUCAUGUUAAUGCAUUUGUCUUCCUGCAAUGCAUUCCUAACUUCGCUCUGGCGUGUGAAUCAAGCUGAAAGCUAGGUUGUGCUUGUGUUUUUUUUCCCUAUUUCCCUUUCCGUGCGUGUGUGUGUGUGUGUGUGUGUGUACGCACGCACGCAGCAAUCAGAAAAGCAGAUCUGUUGGGUAGUGACUUGCUCUUCUUCACCUCCCCCACCUACCAACCCCCAGCCUCGGUGGCGGUUAAGAGAAAUGAGUGGUAUUUUAGAGGGGAGCUCUUGUUUCCUUUUUUAGCCUCCAUUUUUGAUCUCAACGUGUGAGUAAGGGCGAGUAGCAUUGUUGAGUCGGAAUGCAGCAGUCACAAGUUUCGACCAAGUUAGAGACCUCGCAGCUGCUAUGUUUAUAAAGACCAAUCGGGUCUUUUCUUUAUUAUGAGAGAAAGCUACAUUAUUUCAAGAAUCAAGACUUGGUCUCCAGAUUAAGCUAUGCCAUGUCAUUUUCACGGUGUAGUUGAUAAUCAUUUCCAGGUUAAAUGAAACUAACAUAACUGCGACAAGUGAUACGGGGAAUGCCUAAGAUAUUCAAAUGAGCCUUGCCCUGCGUAUGUUUUUGGUGAGGUUAUUAUUUUUUUCAGGACCCCGCGGUUUCCGAGCACUAAUGGCUGCCCUAACCGUCGCCUAAGUAGCUGUGCUCCACUCAGCUGCACCACGCAGCCUCGCAUUGUGCUGCGCCCCCGAGUCCGGAGCAGUGGACACAGCGAGCACACAGAGAAAGGCGUUAUUUGGCUCUAUUGGACGCGGUUAUGUCAAUUAAUGUGUCACCGGAUGUGUGACGACCUCUCUGCAGGGAUAUUUGUUUCUGACCUGUCUUAACUUCAGCAGGUCGUACUUUAAACGCAUCACUCUUUAUACUCAGCAAACAUCUUUGCUUGAAUUGGAUUGAAUGUUUUGAUAUUACAAAAUCUGGUGUCAUGGUGAAUCGGUCACAGUCAUAUUUAGGUGCUUGGUUGCUCACUAAAAGCACUGCACAAACUAAUCCAGUACAUUCCAACCAAACAUGAUAUUUCAAAAUCCACUUAAUAAGUUGAUUUGAGAUGGAAAAUAAUGUAUUUGUGGCUUCAAGUCGGUGUGUUUUUCCAAUCCGGCGUCGACUUUGCUCCAUGAGUACAAAGAUUACACCUGUGCCCUGCUGGGGCCGUUCAGCCAGCACCAAGUAUUUGGAUUGAUCCUCUUGAUGCCUGUUGGAAGCCAGAUUGCAGCGCACUGAGCCUUGUUUUGAUUGGUUGCGACUGACAUUCUCUGAAUAUGUUUCACAUCUUAUAAUAGACUGUGUGGGCUGCAGCUAGCAAACCUGGCCUCUCGGAACCCAUCGGAAAGACAAGCCCCUCCAGCAUUUCCCCUGACCCUGGCGUGCCUUUUUAAUUCACCCCCUACCCUGGGAAAGCUAAGAAUGAAUUGCUCGGCUGCAUGUUGUUGCUCUGCCUCGGACUGCCCGCCAUGUUUUUUUUUUUUCCAGGCCUCUCAAGCAGCUUCCGAUUAUGUGAGAUACAUGUGUUAGGAGUGUUUAGUUACAACAAUUGGUGAAAGAGCAGCACUGUGCGAGUGGAUCAGUCUGCAGGACGGACCCAGUAGUGGCCUCUGAAAUGUUGGAGAUCUGAGGAAUGUGCAGACAUGCAACGUUGACCUAGCCCAGUUUUUCUUGUUUACUGAGGAAAUAAAGUCUCAUUCACGUUCACACAGUGGUUACAAUCCAAGAAAUGUAAUUGUUGGGUGACGUGCCCUUGAAAACACAUUUAGAAUAUGUGAGCGCUGCGUUCCGAUGUGUGGAUCUUACUGCGUACAAAAUUUAAACUCUGGUGUGUGUGUGCGCACACUAGUACAAGACAGAGUGAAUCAGGAUGUUGGCCCAUUUCCAAAAGAAGAAGACAGGAUUCUGUCUCGAUGCAGACGGUUGGAGAAGAGGGAGCAGGGGGUGUUGCUGUCAGGAAUAGGAAUGGGGGGGCUGUCCUUUUAGCUUCCAUUUGCAUGCUGAUGCCGCUCUAUCAUUACAUGGAGGGCAGGUGUAGCUAUUGAUAUGUUAAUGAGGUUUGCGUGUGUUGUGCCUAUGUGACCAAGUCAACCAAGCCAGUGUUGUUAAUCUAUGGAAGCAGAAAUAUCAAAUACAAUACAAACAGUGAGAAGCACUUGUUUGCAUUUUGUCUCUAGAAUGUUGUUCGACUACACUGCAUUUUAUUAGCAACUGAAGCUCGUCUUGUUUCCUUAAGUUAAGCCCUGAGAAAUAUUAAAAUGUUUAUUCACAUCUAUACGUGUAUAUUUUUUUAUUUACUUUGCAUAUGAAAAGUAAUGCUUUUUAGAUUUAUAUCCUGUCCAUGUUUUCCCCCAAUUCCUUCUGUUGUGUGAGAGUCAGCCACGAGAUGCUUCCUGCCUUUGCUUUUUAAUUUCGGGGACAUAUGCAUCACUGGUCCAUCCAGCUUCCCCUCUCUCUGCGUCUCCCCCUCUGCAGCUGCCCGUCUGUUGUGUGUGGCUCGCUGUCUUGCACAACGGGGUUAAAAACAAGUCGCUCCGACGCCUGCCUCACCGCCGCAUUGCUAUUGGUGCAGGAGCUCUGGAGCUGCUCCAAUGGGGCGCAGCAUUUCCUUCUGCGUUGGGGGAGCGGUGUUGCAGAGGGUUGUGCUGGUUAAUUCUGUUUCGUGCCGAGAAGCAAUGCUUCUUGGGAGAAUAAUGGAGGAGGAGGAGGCGGCUCGGGGAGAAAAAAAAACAAGGCCGAAAAGGGGGGGUGAGGCAGGCAAUCUACGUAAUCAUCUCUUUCUCUCGCUCUCGCUCUCUUGUUUUAUUGCACCCUUAUGUUUUGUCCUUCAUUUCCUUUUCUUUCUCUCACUGUCGCGCUGCCUUUCUUGUGAUUCUUGGCCGAUCGUGUAGCAGGAAAAAAAAAAGCUCACCAAUAUUCCGAGUUGUCCGUCCACCUUUAGAACUGCGGGCAGACAUUUUAGGCUUCACCACAUUAACCCUCCUCUCUCUUUCCCUUCCCACCCUUUCCUCUGGUCCCACUUGUUUCUUUCUUUCAUGCAGCCUAACCAAGGAGUGCAAAUAAUGAUUAAAUGAUUCAAAUACUUUGUGUGAGGUGAAACCUAGGUUGCAAAAUCUACAAGCACAUUUCCAAUUGUGUUUGCUCAGAGGGUGUUGUCAGGCAGAGAGAGAGAGAGACGGAGAGAAUAAGGAGCAGGGCAGAAGAAAAACAACCAAGAAGAGCAUUUGCACCAAAGUCAAGCCACUCGACAUCAACCCGCUCACAGCUGCCCUGUUUUGUAAUGCACAAGGAAACGAACGGCCGGUGCCAGUUUUUUUCCAGUUCACAAGGGCCUUGUUCUGUCACCUUGAGCAAAUGGUUCCUGUCGGGCAGAGUGAGGUGGGAGGAUUCACACACACAAACACACUUCUCCUCAAGACGUUGAGGAUGUAGGUUUGCUGGAUUCAUAUUGAAUGUGAAAGAGUGAGUGGGACAAUUAAAGUCCUUCAGCAGUUCAAAAUGGCUGCAGUGAUUUGACUCCGUGUGACACCUCGCAAUCUUGCGUCGUGCUGCAAAUGUUGUUUUUUCAAGGUGGAGCCAGGGCAUGCCCUCGUGUUGCUCUGGAUAAGACUAAAGUCGUCCAAAAGAGGAAAUGGAAAUUUCAUGCAAAUGUAUUUGUCAUGCAGUGAGAUCAUGUGUGAGAAACAAAGGGUGUCUCUGGUUCAUGUUAUGCCAAAGCAUGAGCUCAUCUAACAUCAAGAUGGCUGUUUUGGCCUUCGUGCCCUAUGCGAUAACGCUACUUAGAAAA
Messenger RNA from Anarrhichthys ocellatus (wolf-eel), 9251 nucleotides. Its product is annotated as probable peptidyl-tRNA hydrolase 2. Lineage: Eukaryota; Metazoa; Chordata; Actinopteri; Perciformes; Anarhichadidae. Gene Ontology annotation, cellular component: cytosol. Bases 18 to 704 code for a protein of 228 amino acids. The transcript has 6 exons. Gene Ontology annotation, molecular function: protein binding; peptidyl-tRNA hydrolase activity. The record is from RefSeq and is a predicted model, not a curated record.